Saxophila tyrrhenica is the source of this 1293-nucleotide messenger RNA. RefSeq lists its product as uncharacterized. Gene Ontology annotation, molecular function: aspartic-type endopeptidase activity. The transcript is spliced from 5 exons. Gene Ontology annotation, biological process: proteolysis. Bases 1 to 1293 code for a protein of 430 amino acids. NCBI's taxonomy places the organism in Eukaryota, Fungi, Ascomycota, Dothideomycetes, Mycosphaerellales, Extremaceae. The record is from RefSeq and is a predicted model, not a curated record.
AUGUACGCACAACUAGCCGUCUGCUCACUCCUCAGCACCGUGGCGUUCGCCGCACGAGCUCCAGUCGACAACGGCAUCAAAUUCCCCUUCUCGAGGAACCACAAAACCGUGACGAACGACGAUGGCACCGUCAACCCGGAAUGGUACUUUGGUGAAUUGAAGCACACAGUAGGGAAGUAUGGUAUGAAAGUCAAACUCCCGGGCAAGGCUGGGGAGGUCGUUAGGAGAGGGACAAGCUCGAUCCCGGACGCUUUCGAGCCUCUCAAGGACCAAGGCAACGAUUUGCUCUACUACGGCAUCGCUACCGUGGGCGCUGAGAACGACAAGCCGCAGGCAUUCACCACUGACUUUGACACUGGUUCUGCCGAUUUCUUCGUGCCGGGGCCUACCUGUGGCACGGCUCAGGGGUGUGUUGGGAAGAUCAAGUACGAUAGAGGCGGUGUCGAUGAAGGCAACACGACUGCCGUUACGUACGGCUCUGGCAUGAUCAUGGGGGAGAACUACUUCGACAGCGUAGACGUCGCCGGCUUGACGGCCGAGAACACGAACGUCAUCUCGUUGACGAGUGCACAAGGGUUCUCAACCUCCAAAUCCGCCGCCCGCAUGGGCAUGGCCUUCUCCACCAUCGCCCGCUCCAAACAACCCACCUGGUUCGAGAACCUCAUCACGCAGAAAGUCAUCUCCAACCCCGACUUCAGCUUCUUCCUCGGCGGCCGCGCCUCCGACCGCUUCCGCGGCCCGGUCACCAAGAUCCCGCUGAGCGCUGAGACGUACUGGCAAGUCGCCGUCGACACCGUGCUGGUCAACGGCAAGAAGGCUCCUGCUUUCGAUCCCACGGUCGGGAAUGCUGCGAUCGAUACCGGGACGACGCUGGUCAUUGCGCCGACGUUGGCGACGGCGAGUAUUUACAGUCGUGUGCCCGGGGCGUUCCCGGUACCGGUGAGUGGGACGAAUUUGCUGGUUUAUGCGUAUCCGUGCAAGCAGACGCCGAAUGUGGCGUUUCAGUUUGGAGGGAAGGGGCGGAAGUUUGCGACUAAUAAGAAGGACUUUAGUUUGGGGACUAUUACCACGAAUUUUGCGGAGUUUAUUGGGGAUGAUGGGAUGGCUAGACGGCUUGCUGAUACGCAGUAUUGUCUUGGGUCGGUUGCUGGGGCUGAUAUCAACCCGGGGUUGAACCUGUAUGUUGUGGGUGAUACGUUCUUGAAGAACUGGUACUCGAUCUACAGUUACAACAACGACGGCGGCAAGCCGAGCGUGAGCUUCGCGAAGGCUUCGGUCUCGAUUCCUUCGUAG